CCCCUUGCCCUGCCAGUUCCGCGGAUGAAAGCGUGAAGGCCGAGCUGACCAGGAGAAGGGCCUCUUGAGCAGCUGCUAAGAUGGGCAUGAGGAUCAAGCUGCACAGCACCAACCACCCCAACAACCUGCUGAAGGAACUCAACAAGUGCCGGCUCUCCGAGACCAUGUGCGACGUCACCAUCCUGGUGGGCUCCCGCUCCUUCGCCGCGCACAAGGCCGUGCUGGCCUGUGCUGCUGGCUACUUCCAGAACCUCUUCCUCAACACGGGGCUGGACGCCGCCAGGACCUACGUGGUGGAUUUCAUCACGCCAGCCAACUUUGAGAAGAUCCUGAGCUUCGUGUACACCUCGGAGCUCUUCACCGACCUCAUCAACGUGGGCGUGAUCUACGAGGUGGCGGAGAGGCUGGGCAUGGAGGAUCUGCUGCAGGCUUGCCACUCCACCUUCCCCGACCUGGAGAGCUCGGCCAUCACCAAGCAGCCUGCCCUGUGUGUGGGGGAAGGCCGGGCUGGGCCGCUGGGCAGCACCUCCUCAGAGCAGAGCCACGCCUUGGGGGACGUGCGGAGCGGCGCCGAGCACUUCGGCCCCGAGCGGAGUUACCUCCUGCACGGGGACAUGGUGGGCAGCUACAAAGAGGAUGACAGGAGUGCUGUGGCUGAGGCCAGCCAGGCUCUUCCCCUGAUGCACCCACAGCAGCCUCCCAAGACAGAGCAGGAGUCGGAUGCGGGGCAGUUUGCUCCGGUUGUGGGUCUGGGGGCCCAGCCCGGUGGGAAUGUCGUGGCACAGAGCACAGGCAGCUCCUGCCCUCAGUACAAGGCCCAGAGCAAUGGUGACUACAGCAAGGGCGGCUUCUUCCCCGCUGACCCCUCCCUGGAUGUGUCCACAGGGAGCAAUUCCUGCCCCAGCAACAGCGACCACUCCAAAGAGCAGGGCUUCGAGCAGAUGGAUGAGCUCCAGCUGGAGGAUUUGGGAGAGGCCGAGCUGCAUUUUGAGGAUGCUGGAGAAGAGCUGGUCCCAUCUGAGGAGGUGAUUGAGCUGAGUGAUGACAGCGAGGAGGAGCUGGCCUUCGAGAGCGACAGCCGGGACAGCAAGGCCAUGCCCUGCCAGGUGUGCAAGAAGGUUCUGGAGCCCAACAUCCAGCUGAUCCGCCAGCACGCCAGGGACCACGUGGACCUGCUCACAGGGAACUGCAAGGUAUGUGAGACCCACUUCCAGGACCGCAACUCCAGGGUGACUCACGUGCUGUCCCACAUCGGCAUCUUCCUCUUCUCCUGCGACAUGUGCGAGACCAAGUUCUUCACCCAGUGGCAGCUGACGCUGCACCGGCGGGACGGGGUCUUCGACAACAACGUCAUUGUCCACCCCAGCGACCCCCUGCCAGGCAAGGUGGCUGUGUUUGGGGGAGGGCCCGGCCCCGAGCUGGCCUGUGCUGCCUGCGGGAAGCCCUUGGCCAAAGAUUUCCACACGGUGAGGAACCACCUGCUGGAGCACGUGAACCUGAAGAGCCAAACGUGCGGCGUGUGCGACCAGCGGCACCUGAGCCUCUGCAGCCUGCUGUGGCACGCCCUGUCCCACCUGGGCAUCUCCGUGUUCUCCUGCUCCGUCUGCGCCAGCAGCUUCGUGGACCGGCAGCUCCUGGAGAAGCACCUGGCCGUGCACCAGCACGUGGAGGAGGCUCUUUUCCAGUGCCACUUCUGCAGCCAGAGCUUCAAGCUGGAGGCUGCUUACCGCUACCACGUCAGCCAGCACAAGUGCGGGGGCAGCCUGGACAUCCGGGCGGGAUUUGGGGAGCGCCUGCCGCCGCAGGGGCUGCCCAAGAGGAAGCUGCCCGAGGAGUUCCUGAGCGAAGAGCUGGCCCUGCAGAACCAGCCGGGGAACAGCAAGUACAGCUGCAAGGUGUGUGGCAAGAGGUUUGCCCACACCAGCGAGUUCAACUACCACCGGCGCAUCCACACCGGCGAGAAGCCCUACCAGUGCAAGGUGUGCCACAAGUUCUUCCGAGGGCGUUCCACCAUCAAGUGCCACCUGAGGACGCACUCGGGGGCCCUCAUGUACCGCUGCACGGUGUGUGGCCACUACAGCUCCACGCUCAACCUGAUGAGCAAGCACAUAGGGGUGCACAAGGGCAGCCUCCCGCCGGACUUCACCAUCGAGCAGACUUUCAUGUACAUCAUCCAUUCCAAAGAGGCCGAGAAAAACACGGAUAGCUGAUGGGGCGCUGCCGGAGGAGGAGUGGUGAUGAUGGAGG
Molecule: messenger RNA, 2247 nt
Organism: Passer montanus (Eurasian tree sparrow)
Lineage: Eukaryota; Metazoa; Chordata; Aves; Passeriformes; Passeridae
Gene: ZBTB39
Product: zinc finger and BTB domain containing 39
Exons: 1
Coding region: 81-2210 (709 amino acids)
Biological process (GO): negative regulation of transcription by RNA polymerase II; regulation of immune system process; regulation of cytokine production
Molecular function (GO): protein binding
Source: RefSeq, a predicted model, not a curated record